Molecule: messenger RNA, 2588 nt
Organism: Varroa destructor (honeybee mite)
Lineage: Eukaryota; Metazoa; Arthropoda; Arachnida; Mesostigmata; Varroidae
Product: kinesin-like protein KIF3A
Biological process (GO): microtubule-based movement
Molecular function (GO): microtubule binding; ATP binding; microtubule motor activity
Source: RefSeq, a predicted model, not a curated record
CGCGUGGCUAGCCGGGUGUUACUUACUAGUCGCUGAGCGCUCAGCUGUUCCGAUUCCGACGGUUCACCUAGGAAGCAUUUUUGUUCGUAAAAUUAGCAUCAAUUGUAUGAUCGGAUUUAAAUAACCGUUUACAUAGUAAUUAACAGUACCGUUGCCAUAACAAAGUGCCGUUGUUAUUGUGGUCGUCAGUUUUGUGUGUAACUCUAUAUUAUAAAAUAUGCUACUGACAGCAAGUGUAACCUUAAAGAAAGUACUGAAAUAUUUUUGACACUGAUUUCCACAAAAAGUUUUUCUGAAAAGUAUCGUCAGAAGAAAACUACUAGGAGUUUAGUAUGUCAGAACAAGACACGGAGCCGGUGGACGCUGCAGACGACGCAGAAGAAAUCGCCAGUGAUGGAAAAAGUCGUAAGGACAACGUGCAGGUUUGCGUACGGUGUCGUCCGCUUAGUGAGUCUGAAAUCGCAGCUAAUUAUCGAAACGUCAUCUCUGUGGAUCCCAUAGGAGGGACCGUGACAGUUGCCAGCCCGAGCGGAGGAUCAGAACCACCGAAGUGUUUUACCUUUGAUCUCGUGUUCGGACCCGACUCAAAGCAAGUUGACGUUUACAAUCGAGCCGCACGACCAAUAAUUGAUAAUGUCCUGCAAGGUUACAAUGGGACGAUUUUCGCAUACGGCCAAACCGGAACUGGGAAAACCUUUACAAUGGAAGGAAACCGCUCUGUGCCAGAACUCAAAGGCAUAAUCCCGAAUUCAUUUGCUCACAUCUUUGGAUAUAUUGCCAAGGCAGCUGAGCAGAUAAAAUUUCUUGUUCGAGUAUCGUACUUAGAAGUUUAUAAUGAGGAGGUUCGUGAUCUUUUGGGGAAAGAUCAAAGCUUACAGUUAGAAGUGAAGGAACGCCCCGAUAUUGGGGUGUACGUAAGGGACCUCUCUUCGUGUGUUGUGAAUAAUGCGGAUGAACUUGACAAAAUUAUGACGCUAGGAAACAAGAAUCGUGCCGUUGGAGCGACCAAUAUGAAUGCCCACAGCUCCCGAUCCCAUGCCAUAUUUUCCAUCACCAUAGAAUGCUCAGAACGAGAACAUGUCCGAAUGGGAAAAUUGCACCUUGUUGACCUUGCCGGCUCCGAGCGGCAAAGCAAAACAGGCGCGUCUGGUCAACGUUUGAAAGAGGCAUCUAAGAUUAAUUUGUCGUUGUCAACACUCGGAAAUGUUAUUUCGGCCCUUGUCGACGGUAAAUCCACUCACGUACCGUACCGAAACUCCAAGCUUACUCGUCUUCUGCAAGAUUCGCUUGGUGGAAACUCUAAAACGUUAAUGGUGGCCAAUGUAGGCCCUGCAAUGUACAAUUACGAGGAAACAAUCAGCACAUUGAGGUACGCCAAUCGCGCCAAGAAUAUUCAGAAUAAUGCUCGAAUCAAUGAAGAUCCCAAGGAUGCGCUACUCAAGAAAUUUCAAAAGGAAAUCGAGGACCUUAAACGCCGACUGGCGGAGGCUGAGGUCGAGGGAGAUAGUGGCGGUUCCGGAGGUGAAGAGGACAAAGGCGAGGACGGGGCGACGUCACAAGGCAACGCUCCGGGAAAUGCGCCGCAUAUAUCAAAGAGCCGAAGCAUCGAUCUGCAGGAGAAACUUGCCUACCUUCAGAAGCGAAUUAUCAUUGGCGGAGAAAAUCUGCUUGAUAAAGCCGAGGCUCAGGAGUUAUUGUUAGAAGAAAGUCAAAGAGAAUUAGAGGCUAGGAAACAAAUUGAGGAAGCGUUAAGAGAGGCACUAAGGAUCAAGCAGGCGGAACGACUGGAUAUUGAAGAACGGUAUUCAGACUUACGAGAAGAGGCUGCCGGAAAGACGCGUAAGCUUAAGAAGGUUUGGGGUCUGCUACAGCAAGCCAAAGCCGAAAUGACGGACAUGCGUCGAGAUCACGAACGCGAACUCGAAGGCUAUCUAGACAGCGUUCGGCAACUCAGCCAAGAACUCAAACUGAACAUGCUCAUCAUAGAUACGUUCAUACCGGAACAAUAUCAGCAAGCGAUUGAAAAUAACGCAACCUGGAACGAGGAUAUUGGUGAAUGGCAGUUGAAAUGUGUGGCGUACACAGCCAACAACCUCACGAAACUAGAACCUCCCCGGAGGGACCCCGAUGAAGCGUUAUACAACGGCGAAGAAAUAUUCUAUUCUUACAAAGCUAAAAUACGCAAAUAAUCGUAUUGUACGAAGCGCAUGUACAUGCAUAUAUGCGGUUAUAAUUACAUAAGUAACUUCAUUUCCAAUAGCAGACAGAUGACAGCAAUAGCACGCCAAGUGUCUAGCAGCGUUGAGACUUUGCUGGUAGUAAUACCUGACGGGUAACAACAAGCUGUUCUAUCAAAAACCACUUCCCUUUACCGUUACAAUGACAGAGAGCAUAAUAUGGUAAAACGGAUCAUAUAUGUACGAUAAGCCCGGUGUUGAAAUACCCAGAACUAAUCUCUAUUGAUGUUUAAAGGGGGACACAACUCGAAUCUACCCAUAAACUAAAGUUAACUAAGUAAUGAUUUCAUAGUUAGCCGCUAUUAAUAAUAAACUUAAACGCUUAAACAGAAUCUAUACUAAAUCUGUAAU